AUGCAAGGAAGGAUGUUUCCGGGCAGCAACGUUGUCAGACGUUGCCCCCCCCCCCCCCCGUUCUCCAAGUUAUCCGAAACCGGCCCAACGAUAAGAGCGAAGAUGGCAAUCAGUUCUUCUCAGUCGAUUCUACGGUCUCACGGUGACGGAGACUCAAGGUCGGACUAG
Molecule: messenger RNA, 168 nt
Organism: Colletotrichum tamarilloi
Lineage: Eukaryota; Fungi; Ascomycota; Sordariomycetes; Glomerellales; Glomerellaceae
Exons: 2
Coding region: 1-168 (55 amino acids)
Source: RefSeq, a predicted model, not a curated record